AGGGUGCAACUUGAGUAGCGCCUUUUUACAAAGUACACACUCGCUCAACAACAGAAUAACAACGGUGGGCGCCGCGAUCGCGAGCUCCUAUAUAUAGGCCAUCAACGGGGCAGAGAGUGAUAGACAAAUCCAGAUAGCUAGCAAGUAAACAUCACAGCCACAGCCACAGCCUACAGGCAUCGAUAGAAUUCGAAUAGCUUGAGCCAUCGUCGAUCUGCGGCCAAUUCUGACUCAUCUCGGCGUCCAUUGCUGUAAGCGUGAACACGAAACCGGGUGGAUUGGAUACCGAUUGAUAAUCGAGAUAAUGGGUCUUCGUGAUUCAUCAUCUGAGGCGCCGGCGGCGUCGAGCGUCACGGGACUCACGGCGCGGCGGGCCCUCCACGCCCACGGCGGAGUCGUAGGCGCGGCCGCGCCGGCGCUGCCCCCCGGGGGCAGUGGCGACUCCGCCUUCGACACGAACGUGGUGAUCAUCCUGGCGGCGCUCUUCUUCGCGCUGCUCUUCGCCAUCGGGCUCAACUCGCUGGCCCGGUGCGCGCUCCGCUACGGCGGGAGCCGGGGCGCGGCGGUGGCCGCGGCCGCCGCCGCCGUGGGCGCGUCCGCGCGGACGGGCUGCGGCGGCGGGGGCAUCAAGAGGCGCGCGCUGAGGAGCCUCCCCGUGGAGGUGUACGGCGCGGCCGGCGCCGGGGAAGAAGGCGCGAUCGACGACGUGUGCGCCAUAUGCCUCGCCGAGUUCGUGGACGGCGAGAAGGUGCGCGUGCUGCCGCGGUGCGGCCACGGGUACCACGUCCCGUGCGUCGACGCCUGGCUCGUGUCCCACGGCUCGUGCCCGACGUGCCGGAGCCCGGUCAUGGAGGACGCCGCGCCCGCGAAGAAGAAGGGCGGCGGCGGAGGCCGAAGCCAGCGUCCGGAGGCCGACAUGAUCGCCGUGGUCAUCGCGUGAGGGCGCCAGAGAACAUCAGAAAUGCUCUGCCCCCGCCCCCGCUCUCUUGUAAAGAAAUUUUCCGGCGAUUGGUUGCCAUGCGUGUCAGGCGCAGCGCAUGCUGUCGAAAUUGGAGCUGCGCAAUUGCUCGCUGUAGAUACCGGACGGCGCAAAAACAUUGUACUACUGACAUGUCGUCGUCGCCCGUCGGUGGCCGGGCGGCCGGCUCCGCGCACGGGGGGCCGCGGACGUGGCCGACCGCUCAUCCGCAAGCCAAUCAACCACCGAUACAGUGGCCACGAGGAGGGGCUAUGCAUAAUGCACGGCGUGCCUUAGUCCGCACGCGACGGCGAUCGUCUGACGCGGCAACUGCCGGGAUUACUCCGUGGCGCCAACCAACCCCCGGCCCCGGAUCCCCGGAUUGCCACGUCUAGCUGCGCGUACGCGACGCACGCCAGGCGCUCCGGGCUCCGGCCGUCGUCGUCGUCACCUGCAGACCCGGUGGUGCACACGCCGUCCACGCAUCUUCUCGCUCGGACAAGGAGAAGGUAGCUGCACGUAGGACGCACGCGCAACAGUGGAUAUGAGGUAACGCCGGGCCCGGUGACGUCGAUGGAUCGAGCUAGGGGCUAAGGGGGGGACCGGCUGAUCAGUUCAACCACUUUUUUUUUUUUGAAACGUCAACGGUGGGGGUUGGCCCCACCUGAACAAGCACCUUUUUAUUAAGCCCAU
Molecule: messenger RNA, 1651 nt
Organism: Brachypodium distachyon (stiff brome)
Lineage: Eukaryota; Viridiplantae; Streptophyta; Magnoliopsida; Poales; Poaceae
Product: RING-H2 finger protein ATL74
Exons: 2
Coding region: 305-940 (211 amino acids)
Source: RefSeq, a predicted model, not a curated record